AUGGACAGCAGCAGCAAUCAUGAACAGCAGCAGCAAUCAUCAACAGGAGCAGCAAUCAUGAACAGCAGCAGCAAUCAUGAACAGGAGCAGCAAACAUGGACAGCAGCAUUUUUUUUUCCAUUAGUUCUAUCUAUCUAUCUAUCUAUCUAUCUAUCUAUCUAUCUAUCUAUUGAUUUCUUUGCGAAAUCUAUCUCUCUAGUAAUCUCUUCCCCCCUCUCUCUCUCUCUCUCUCUCUCUCUCUCUCUAUCUAUCUAUCUAUCUAUAUAUCUUUUCCAGAUUGUUCAUUAUCUAUCUAUCUAUCUAUCUAUCUAUCUAUCUAUCUAUUCAAUGUUGUUCAUUAUCUAUCUAUCUAUCUAUCUAUCUAUCUAUCUAUCUAUUCCAGAUUUUACCGAUACCGUUUCUUUAUGUUCACCAAGGUCUAUCCGCCAUUUUUCUUUCUCUUCGAUAGCCCCACGUGACACACAUCUCGCUGUCUUCGCGAAUUUUCUUCUUAGUUCUUUUCGUCUCAGUUUACCAAUGCCUUUGCUCUUUUCAGGCAACGUUUCAAUUCUUUUAUUCCUGGAUACACAUGUGAAAUAA
This is a messenger RNA of Acanthosepion pharaonis, 579 nucleotides long. The record is from the annotation of a GenBank genome assembly. Lineage: Eukaryota; Metazoa; Mollusca; Cephalopoda; Sepiida; Sepiidae.